Molecule: messenger RNA, 1803 nt
Organism: Temnothorax curvispinosus
Lineage: Eukaryota; Metazoa; Arthropoda; Insecta; Hymenoptera; Formicidae
Exons: 2
Coding region: 269-625 (118 amino acids)
Source: RefSeq, a predicted model, not a curated record
UACCAGGUCAGUUAUCAUCCGUCGUAGAACGUCAUUGUAUAAUUAGCGUGCUCUGGUUUGACGUCAUUGUUCCAUAUAAAUACCGAAUGCCCGAUCUCGGCCACCAUAAACUGACGAGAGAGCUGCCUACGACGUGCUAUUGUACUCUUAACAGACGAUUCAUAUUGAGACUACUUCCUCUUUUGAGUAACGAUAUCUCGAACGUGCGGAAGUGAUCGUCAUUUUCUUAUAAAGUAUCGUCGAUAUAAUCAGUAUCUUCAAAUAUAGAAUGAUGGCUAUCACAUUCGUUGGUUUUGUUCUGCUGCUCGUCGCCUGCUCUUACGCAUUACCUCUUAGAACGGCGAGCAUGUAUGGUUCUCCCUUGCUUGUUGUGCCAAUAAUCGUUCAGGAACUCGACGAUUCCCGAGCUUUGAUAAACGAGGAACCGAUGUACGCGUUAGACGACGGCAACCUCAACAUCGAGAAACGCAGUGCAGAGGAAGCAGAUGAUGAUGAUGAUGAUGAUGAUGAUGACGACCUCGAGACCGCAGCUGGUACCAAUAUUCUCCGUCCUCUCUUCGUCUAUCGCCAGCAAGUCGCGUAUCGAAAACGUGUCAGAGACGCUCGACGAGGUAGGCGAAUAUAAGCGGAGGAAGGAAAAUCGAUUUGGAGAUUUCGACAGUUGAAACUGAUUGAUUAUCCUAUUUUGGUAUUAUCGGGAAGAUAAUACAUUCGAGAUAGGAGACCUCCAUCUAAAGCCUUACUGGUAAAGAUCUUUAAAAUCCUGAAGAAGGAUUGAAAAAGAAUCGAGCUUGUGAUGAUAAAAAACCUCAUAAAACUUAGAUAAAAGAUACGCAAAGAUCAAAGAAAGAUAGAUAAAUAUAAGGGAUAAAAAUUAAAGGAAAUGAAGAUAGCUUUGCAUCAAGAUGAUUCGAUUAAACAAAGUACAAAUAUUUGUUUUGAAAAAUACCAAGGUAUGAUAAUGUAGGUUUUUUAUAACGAAAUAUCCAAAGCUUGUCAGGGACUGAAAUAAAGCUUGCCGCUCGUGGAUAUUUCUGCGUGUAUCCGUGAGCGCAGGAGAGUAAGAACUCAAGUUUAUAAACAGCGAAGCGGAAGACUCGCGCCAAUAUGAAAAUUUUGGGCGCAAAUAAAACUGUUCACAUGUCGACGAAGCUUAUCGCUGAGAUAAAUAUGUGAGGUAUAGACAAAAAUACAGAGAAUCGGUAACGAAAGAAAAGUUUUUGUGUUGAAGAACGGAUGAACCUUAAAACGGUAGUAAGGGGUAUUGAACUCGCACGGUAUAAUUACGCUAAAAGGUUGUGGACCUCGUUAUUUCGACGAAAAUUAACCGUGCAAAUUAACAAGCGCGGACUAAUCUACUGAUUCAGGAAGGCCUUUUUUUUAAGCGAAGCAACAAAAGUGACCGGAGAAAUGAGGAAAGCAUUUAACUAUUUUACGAUCAUGUAUACGAUCUCUUUAAAAGAUCCUGUAGGUUUAAGUCAGAUUAAAGUUAAGUCUACAAGAGAGGGAGUUGAUUAAAAUAACAAAUAGAAUAACAGAAGAAUUAGAGGAAGCGCCAAGUGUAUGUAUCUCUUUAUAAUGUAAUUAAAUAGCGAUACUUUAAUUGUAAGUCAAUUAUUAGUAAAAAAAGAAUACGUUAAUGAUCGAAAGCUGUCUACCAAAGUUGCAUUACGCAAGCAAUUAAGUAAAUUAAUGAUAUUGUGAAUAUUCAAAUGUAUGUACAUAUAUGAACAUUACAUUGUGAUACGAGAAAAUGUUACGUGUGCAAAUAUAUGAUAUUUUAUAAAUAAAUGUAGAAAAUUG